Merops nubicus (carmine bee-eater) is the source of this 1267-nucleotide messenger RNA. RefSeq names its product tumor necrosis factor receptor superfamily, member 19 (gene TNFRSF19). NCBI's taxonomy places the organism in Eukaryota, Metazoa, Chordata, Aves, Coraciiformes, Meropidae. Gene Ontology annotation, cellular component: plasma membrane. Gene Ontology annotation, biological process: positive regulation of canonical NF-kappaB signal transduction; positive regulation of JNK cascade. Gene Ontology annotation, molecular function: signaling receptor activity; protein binding. The transcript has 8 exons. Bases 27 to 1256 code for a protein of 409 amino acids. The record is from RefSeq and is a predicted model, not a curated record.
CAGAGAGAAAAGUUUAAGUGUAAAAAAUGGAUGCUAAAGGAUUUCAAGGAAAAGAUAAACUGAAUAUGCUCAUAAUUUUACUAGCAUAUUUGAUAAGUGGGGUAAUUUGUGAGACUGGAGAUUGCAGAGAGCAAGAAUUUAGGGACCACACUGGAAACUGUAUCCCCUGCAAGCAAUGUGGACCUGGAAUGGAACUCUCAAAGGAAUGCGGCUUUGGAUACGGGGAGGAUGCACAGUGCAUGACAUGCAGGCCAAACAGAUUCAAGGAAGACUGGGGCUUUCAGAAGUGCAAGCCUUGUCUGGAUUGUGCCUUAGUUAACCGGUUUCAGAAGGCCAACUGUUCUGCCACCAGCAAUGCACUAUGUGGAGACUGUUUACCAGGGUUUUAUAGGAAGACUAAGCUUGGAGGUUUUCAAGACAUGGAAUGUGUUCCUUGUGGUGAUCCUCCUCCUCCCUAUGAGCCUCACUGUACCACCAAAGUAAACCUUGUGAAGAUCCCAUCAACUGCAUCCAGUCCUCGAGACACUGCUCUAGCAGCUGUUAUAUGCAGUGCACUUGCAACAGUGCUCUUAGCUCUUCUUAUUCUUUGUGUCAUCUAUUGUAAGAGGCAGUUUAUGGAGAAGAAACCAAGCUGGUCUCUGAGAUCCCAAGACAUUCACUACAACGGCUCGGAAUUGUCAUGUUUUGAUAGGCCACGGCUGAACGACUGUGACCAGAGAACUUGUUGCCAGUGCCAGCGAAGCACAUCACAGACAUGUGGACCAGUUCACUUGAUCCCAUCACUGUGCUGUGACGAAACCUGUAGCAUGGAACCCAGCAGUCACAGCUGUGCUUUCCACUCACAGACUACGCUGAAUGAAAGGGCUUCUGAUUCUGUUGGAGAAAUGAUUCCUGCCUUCCUUGGUUCUCUUUCACACUCCACCUGUGGAGACAUUUCAGAUGCUUGGCCACUUAUGCAAAACUCAGCUUGUUAUGACAGCAUUUCUUUCUGUGAAUCAUACUCAGAACUAGCUGGAGGAUCUGCAAAAUCCUGCAGUCCUGAGACUGAAAGUGCAGCCCUUGUUGAGUCGGAUAAUAACCAGGAUCUAAGGGAAGUACUUAUUUCAGUUAAGUCUCUUGAUGGAAGCAUUGCAAAGUCCUUUGAAAUCUCCAAACACAGAACAUGCAUGGAGGUUUCAUCACUUCAGGACUCGGCGGCUGCUGAAACCCAGCCAAAGACACGGUGUAAUGGAACAGCAAAUGACUCGACAGACUGAUAAAGAGGUAA